Messenger RNA from Oxyura jamaicensis (ruddy duck), 6715 nucleotides. It is a transcript of the gene ZNF518B, whose product is annotated as zinc finger protein 518B. Lineage: Eukaryota; Metazoa; Chordata; Aves; Anseriformes; Anatidae. Bases 821 to 4075 code for a protein of 1084 amino acids. Gene Ontology annotation, molecular function: DNA-binding transcription factor activity, RNA polymerase II-specific; RNA polymerase II cis-regulatory region sequence-specific DNA binding. Gene Ontology annotation, biological process: regulation of DNA-templated transcription. The record is from RefSeq and is a predicted model, not a curated record. The transcript is spliced from 2 exons.
UGGGGAGAGGUGGAGCGGGCGCCGUGCCUGGAACCGAAGGGAGUCCGUGAAGCGGCUGAGGAAGACAACGCUUUUAUCGCCCUCCUCCCAGCCGGGGGGGCACUCCCUCACCGCCGGGCUCCGCCAGACGGUCCCGCGUCGCGGCUGCCCGCCCGCCCGCCUUCCCUUCAGCGGGAGGCCUGCAGGGGAUCCCAGCGGCGAGCGCGGGCUGCGGCCCGGCGCAGUGCUGCCCCCUGCGGGCCGCCGGCGGCGUUGCGCGGCGCUGCGGGCGGAGCCGCCUCCUCGCCGGCGGCGGCGGCAGCCAGCGGAGAGCUGCGCGGCCCUGCGGAGGAUCCGCCGGCCGCCCGGUCAUCCCUCACCGAAGCAAAGGCGCUCCCUCAGCGAGACAGGCCUGGCCUCCGCGGAGGGGCAGCACCGUGUCUGCGUGGGUGGGCUGGAUGCCUGAGAAAAUCGGGAUUUUUUUUUUUUUUUUUGUCUUUAUUUUUUUGGUGGUAAGCUGGCGGGUGCUGCUGGCUCGUGGACGCCAUGAAGGUGCCGUGGAUUCGCUUGGACUCUAAAGCUGUUGUCCAGGUUUGGCGUCUGGGACUUUUUUCUUGAAGAAGAGAAGCUUUCGGUGCUGCAAGUUGAUUGAAUAAAAUUAAGGACAUGGAAUAUAACAUGGAUGCAGUUCCUUGAGCACCAUUUCUUCCAAAGAGCAUAUUUUGCAGAUUGGUGGCCCGAAUGAGUAAUUAAUAAGCAGCAUACACAAGAGUAAUAUCAAGAAAAUAUUGUCUGUUACUGCUCAGUUUGACAAGGCUGCUGCAGAUUUGCAUCUUCUGAAAUGCAAUUGAAGAAAAUGAGGGAAAUUUUACCAAGAUUGUACCCUGGCCAAGUUAAUGAUAAAAAUAAUUCCUUAACUACAUCCCCAAAGCAAUCUUCUGAAGAUAAAACGAAUCCAUCAAAAGGGGAUGAUGACCAGAACUGCCUGUACCAAGGGACUGAGGCUGAGAAUAAUAAGUUGUCAUUGAUAAACUGUAUAAAAUGCAGAAAUGUUCAGAAAAUUUCAAUGCAAGAUAUAGAAAAGCAUAAGAAACUCGGGUGGACUGAAGACAAAAACUUCAUCUGUAAGACAUGCAGUCAUAUUCCACCGCCUGCUUUCCAUUUUGUUCCUGAAGGUGCCAAUGCUGUAGAUUUUGAAAAGCAUGAAAAAAUAUCGUCAAGUAGAAAACAGAAAACAUUUAAAGUUAAAAACUUUCUGCCAGGUAAAUACUACUGUGAUAAGUGUAGAUUUUCAACACGGGAUCCUUUGCAGUAUAAAAAGCAUAUAGAUCAACACGAAGAAAUUAAAUUUAUUUGUUCCCAAUGUAAUUAUGUGUCUUACACUAAAGGUGAAUUCCAGAGACACUUGGUGAAACACACUGGAACUUUUCCUUAUCAGUGUGAAUACUGUGAAUAUGGUGCCGUUAGACAUGACUAUAUAGUAAAACAUACAAGAAGAGUACAUGAAGCACCCAGAAAACGGCCUUCUAAUACUAUCAUAAACCACAAGCGAAAGAAGGCUUGCUUGCCAAGUAAAAGCACUUUAUUUGAAAAGCAGAAAUAUGAAGAAAUUCCUUUUCAAAGUGAGCUUUCAAACUCAUCUUCAAAUAGGAUUUGUGAGAUUCCAGAAAGAGUGACUAAAAUAGUCUGUUCGUCUCAUGAUACAGAAUGUAGCAUAAAUGCAACAUCAGUACAGGACAAAACAAUAUCGGAGCCAUCUGAAAUAAACAUGUGUGAGAAUCAGAGUGUGGAAGUUGAGGUUUAUUCUCCAAAAACGGAACCUUUACAACCUGGAAUGCCUUUAACAGUAAUUGCACCAUCUGAACUUGUAGUUCCUUCUAACUGUUUAGCUCAGAUAGUAGAGAUUAAAAUAGUGAAUGGAGCUCAACAGUUAGUUCUUAAACUAAUUCCUAUGAAAGAAGCAGCUUACAAACCUGUGAAUGGUGCUGAAGAGGAACUUGAGUAUCAAGGUAUAGAACGAUCUGUAGAAGGAAAAAAAACAUCUCCUGUGAUUCAAAAUGAGUUACUAACCAUGGAAGUGAAUGUAGACAAGUUAUCCAGUGUUAGUAACCGGCUUAAUUUGGAGAAUACAUGCAACAAAAAUUCCGAAUGUCUUUGUUCUUCGGAUUCUCAGUGCUCAGACUACAACUCUGUAUCUAUACAGAGAGAAGAUGCAUCAAAAUUAUGCCUUCAUUUGGUAAAAAGUAUUGAUGUGCAUUCAGGUGUUGCAGAGCUUUAUUCUCAGUCUCUGGUGACUAGUAGUACUGGAAAAAAAAAUGAUCUUAAAUCCACAAAGUGGGAAGUAGAUGGAAAAAAUAACUUACAUUAUGAUAUGUAUUGUUAUGAAGGAGGUGUGGAUAUAUCCCAUCCAGAAUAUGCCACUGUUUCUGAAGAUAAAAGUUUGAAGAACAUUUCAGUAAAGGCUACUCAGGAGGGCAAAACAUUUUAUUCUGCUGCAGUCCUUAAACAAAAAGAUACAUUGCCUCUAAAGAGGGAUGACAAAGAAUGUAGGAAUCUGGUAGUUAGCUCUGCAGAAACACAUCUAACUGGUAAGGGUUUUGAUAAAAAAUCUGUUACAUGUUCUGAAGUAGAAAAAAACUUUAAUUUCACUAAAACUCCACCUUGGGAGGACAUGACUUCUGACUUUAGCAAAGUAAAGAAAGCUGAAACCAUAAGUCCAAAAAACAAUCUUCUUCUGGAAUCAUUAGAACUACAGAAAAUGGAGAAUAAAAGCAAUCCUUUUGAGGGACCUGUUAUUUCAUCUGUAUUUUCUCUUAGUUCUGGGGCUCAAAAUGUUCCAGAGGGCGUCAGAUGGGAUGAUACAACAUGCAAUAAGAAGUCAGCAACAUUGCUGUGUAGAAAGAUUGCUCAGCUCAUGUCUGCUGCUGAAUCUAACAUGAAAUCUAUGCCUUUGAGAUGUCAAGCUUCUAGUAAGAAGGUGCAUUUCCCUCAGGAAAAUUCAGCAAGCUGUGAGAGAGUCGUUCCUACCACUGAAUUGGAACAAGCUAUGUCUUCCCCUCAAGUGCAUGGUGGAAGUAGUGUGAUUAGUAGUGACGAACACAGUAGCGAGCAGCUGCUUACAUUUGCGAGAACAUCUAAAAGCAGGGUAACUAAAAAUUCCAACGUUGCUACUCCAGUGUUUAUCCCCAAAGGGACAGUGUUGAGGGUGCUUAAUGCUACUAGUAGUCAAAACUCUAAAGGAAUAGAGAAGAGGAAUGAAGUAUCAGCUCCUUCUGUGUAUUGCAAUGAAAUGCUUUUGCCUCGCCCGGUUCCUGUUAGUGUUUCUGAGAAAUUUAGCAGUAAUUUGCCACAUUUGCCUAAUCAGAUUGAACCAAAUGCUCAGUCUCGAAGUCUACCGCUCAGGCAAAGACCAAGGCGAGAAGCAAGUAUUAAAAAUAGCAAACAAAAUGGUGUACCAUAUCAGAAAAGCAGUGAUGUGAGUAAGCAAAGCAAACACUAUUCAAAAAGUCAACUAGGACCCAAAAAUAAGGUAAAACAAGCAAGCUUCAGGGAACUUCCUAAGAGGAAAACAAGAACUCAGUCAGAAACCAGUUCAAGUUCUGACAUGUCGUAUCUAUUGACAGCACGACGUCUUCGGCUUGUCCCUCUGAGAAUGAAUCAGUUGAUCAAAUGCCCUCGUCGCAACCAGCCAGUUGUUGUACUAAACCAUCCUGACGUUGACACGCCAGAGAUAAUUAAUGUCAUGAAGACUAUCAACAAGUAUAAAGGUCAUGUCCUGAAAGUAGUUCUAUCAGAAAGGACAAGUAGUUGCCUUGGUGUCAAACGUUAUCGAAAGCGUCUUACUCUUCAGAAUUGUGAGACAGGAAGCCAAGCAAAAAAGCAGAAUAUGCUAAAAAUGAAACUAAAAAAGACCCAUAAAAACAAUUACCAGGUGGUGGAAGCUUCACCAGCUGAAACACUUCAGUGUAUGUUUAAGUGUUGGUUUUGUGGAAGAGUAUAUAUGGACCAAGAAGAAUGGAUAAGUCAUGGACAAAGGCACUUGAUAGAGGCAACUAAGGGUUGGGAUGUUCUUUCUCUUCCAGUGAAGAAUCAUUAAGUGAGAGGUGUUGUUGUUGUAGUAUUUUUUGUUUGUUUUUAAAUCUCAGUUUUAAUGGGUGCCAUCAAUUUGUUUGGAAAGGAAAACAAAAAAAACACUUUGUGAGAUCUCUACUGUUAGCAAAGUGGGAGACAAGAACAGAAUUAGAGAGAUACUGAGAAGCUUAUAAUGAGGACUAAGCACUACUUUGCACUCACAGUUGAAAUUUUUGUUGGAGGUCAACUUCAUCUAUUCCAUAAGAUAAAUUUGAAAAAGAUUUGCUAUGCAAGCAUUUUUUAUUUGCCAUUCUCUGUGUUAGAAUAGUGUGCUAUAACUGAGUUGUUCUAGGUCUGUAUGAAUUAAAAUCUUAGACUAUGGGAUCUGUCUCACAGGGUUUAAUUUUUUUUUUUGUUACAGCAUGGUGUUUCAGAGAUUAGGCAUAUAUGUAGUGAAAAGCACCUUCAAUCUUCAGUGGGCAGCAAGUGUAUAUCAGUUUUUAGUGGCAAUUUAUGUACCAAGCAGAGAAAGUAAAACUUAAAUGCAAGCACUCCGUUUCAGUGGAAGAAAACCACCUCCACUGACUUCCAAGGAAUACAAGUGUGUAAAUGAAGAAUCUGUGAGAUCAGAGUUAUUCCCACUAGGCCAAAUAGCACUAAAAAGAUUAAUUCUGUGUAGUACUUAGUCUUUACCUAGAAUGUAUUGUGUAGAGAUGAGAAGGAGAGCACAAGACUGUCAAGCUUUUUGUACUACUGCCUUUGUUCUGAGCAGGCAGAGCCAGAGAUACCACCAAACUUGGACUGAUAGGAGAGAGAAGCUUUUCUUCAUGUGGUCUCAACAGAUUGUUCUGAAAUCUGAGGAGUUAAUAGCCAAACAUAAACCUUCUAAUACCAUGUGUGUAGUCUGAUAGGAACACAUUUGCAGAAUUGGGCAUUUGGUUAAAACUUCAGUCAGUAGGUUAAUGCUUACUUACAGGGGAAGCUUGCUGAAGAGGAAAGACUUUUCAAAAUGAAAAACAGUGUUGCACAACAUUGACAGUGUUGAAGCAGAUUUUCAGUGCAAUCUUUCAUCCUUCUUAAUCUUAAAAUUUUAGAUGUUGCUAGAAUAUAUUUUUUGUAGGUGUCAAUUCAUACAAGCAUGUGCCUAGUUACAUAUGUACCUAUAAUAUCUACUGACUUCAGUGCAGUAUAAACAUUGCUCAGUUGCGUAAACACGUUUCUCAGUCAGGGCCAAAUUUCGAGAUUUUACAGAAGAGGGAUGGUUAUUACUGCACAUGAACAAUACAUGUUUUUCUUCAUCUGUCAAUUUUAAAUCAUUCUAUUUUAAAAUCAUAUAGAAUGAAUUAUAUUGAAGCACACAAUUGCAAUUAAAAUCACCUAUUACAUUUUUAAAGAUAAGAAAAUACUGGCUGUAAUGCUGGAUGUUUAUUGUAUGUUUGAACUGGGACUACUCUUUUGAAAAACUGGUAGUUCCUAACUCUUCUUUUCGCUGUUGGUGCAUUUUUGUAAACAGUUGAACUAAGCUGGGAAUAUUUUUUUAUACACUCUGGCAGAUUAUACAUUGUUUUAAUAAAGUAUGUAUGGUAUCUGUAUUGAAAUGUAAAUAUUUUAAAUCUAUAAAAUACAUCUGACUGAGGCUUAUUUUAAAAAAACAGUUAAAACAUUGCUUUCCAAGCAUUUUGCAAUAGUAUUAAAAUCCUUCAGAUAUUUGGUGCUUUAAGUGAGAUCUUUUUCAUCACACAUUGAAAAAUUUUGUAUCGUUUGUAUCAUAGACUAACCUAUUCCACAGAACAAACUUCCUUUUGUCUGCUUUGUCAGUAAUAACGAAAUGACAGUUCUCAUUUUGUAUUCAAAUGAAAUUAUAUUUUUUUAGAUGGGUACGCUAGAGGGUUUUUUCACUUCAUGUACUUUUAUGCCAAACCUAACAAUACUAUUUGCAUUUUUGAUUCUGAAAAUAUUUUCCAUUUCAAAACUUUGGCCUAUCACAUACAAUAAAUAUUGAAAUUGUUAACAUAAGAAAAACAUGGCUAAAAUUCCUCCUUUGUUUAAACUCUUUCAGUCCAGGUUACUGUUUGAAUUGAUUUUGUUUCUGUAGAAGCUACUAAAUAAAAUGGCUUUGAUUUUUCUUCUUAAGAGUUGUCACUGGCAAAACUAGAACAUUCCUAGUGAAAGCUGUAAUCUGUGUGCAUGUGGAAAAAGUGUUGCUGCUCAACAUUAUAAACUGUAGGUGGUUUAAGUAUACUAGUAAUGCUUGUCUUUAGUAAGCAACUUUGCUGGUUUAGUAAACAUCUACAAGGCUUUGUAUGCCACUGACAUGGUCUCCUAUCUAAAUUGUUAAGCUGUUUUAUUUUCUCAUGGGUUUAAUGUAGAAAAAAAUAUUUUUUUUUAACAUGGAAACCUUCCACAAGCUAAUUUCUGUGGUGACUUUAAACAUCUGAAAGUAGAUUACAUCAUGCCUCUCUUCCUUUUCAUGAGGUUUGCCAAACUCUACUUAGCAGCUUCUCUUCUGUUGAUUUUUUGGUUCUAAUGAUCAGAUAAUGUCAUGUGAAAAUAAUUUCCUUCAUAUUUAAUACUCUCAGUGGUUUGAGAGAAAUAAUUGUAAUAAAUGUUCCUUUGCAUUCUGAUGCAGCAUGGAGAAAUAAAAAGAUUGCAAGGAAGUCAACAA